UAGCAGAAGUUUGCCCGGCGCUCUCUUGCCGGCUGGUCCCGGACUCGCGCCGCCCCGGGAGCCGCCUCCUUCUGCCGCCGCCGCCGCCGCCGCCGCCGCCCUGUUCUCUCCGGAUUCCUUGUCUGCGGAGGACAGACGCUCUGCUUGCGGGAAGUUGAGGUGGUCAAGAGGGAGUGCUGAGGAGCAGGGGCUGGGGGCCAUUCCAGUGACAGGUUUGCUCACAGACGCGCGGCCGCCACUAAUCUCCCACCUUCCCGCGGCGGCCGGUCAGGCGGGCAAUGCGGCUGCCGAGUCCCGCAGCAUCGAAAGGAAGGAAGGCGCCCCAGAGAGCCUAGAGCUUGUUUCUGUGCACUUGGGGAAGGGAGCAUGGAGUUGUGAGCGCCCCUCACUCGGCGAGGCCGCCCCCGGCAGGCUCCCCAUGGCCGGGACGUACAGCUCCACUUUGAAGACUCUGGAGGACUUGACCUUGGACUCCGGGUAUGGGGCCGGGGACUCGUGCCGCUCGCUCAGCCUCUCUUCCUCCAAGUCCAACUCGCAGGCGCUCAACUCUUCGGCGCAGCAGCACCGCGGGGCGGCCUGGUGGUGCUACUCCGGCUCCAUGAACAGCCGCCACAACAGCUGGGACACGGUGAAUACGGUGCUACCCGAGGACCCCGAAGUGGCCGACCUCUUCUCGCGCUGCCCGCGCCUCCCCGAGCUGGAGGAGUUUCCCUGGACCGAGGGAGACGUGGCCCGGGUGCUUCGCAAAGGCUCCGGCGGCCGGCGAUUGCCCGUCUUCUCCGCGGAGGCGGUGAGGCGCCUGGCGGGGCUCCUCCGAAGGGCGCUCAUCCGCGUGGCCCGCGAGGCGCAGCGUCUAAGCGUGUUACACGCUAAGUGUACCCGCUUCGAGGUGCAGAGCGCCGUGCGCCUGGUGCACAGUUGGGCGCUGGCCGAGAGCUGCACGUUGGCCGCGGUCAAGGCGCUGUCCCUGUAUAGCAUGAGCGCCGGCGACGGGCUGCGCCGAGGCAAGUCGGCGCGCUGCGGCCUCACCUUCUCCGUGGGCCGCUUUUUCCGCUGGAUGGUGGACACCCGCAUUUCCGUGCGCAUCCACGAGUACGCGGCCAUCUCUCUCACGGCGUGCAUGGAGAACCUGGUGGAGGAGAUCCGGGCCAGGGUGCUGGCCAGCCAGAGCCCCGAAGGCGGAGGAGCUGGAGGAGGGGAGGUGUCCGCGGAGGCCCUGGAGAUGGUCAUCAACAACGACGCGGAACUCUGGGGCGUCCUGCAACCCUACGAGCAUCUCAUCUGCGGCAAGAACGCCAAUGGCGUCCUCUCCCUCCCAGCAUACUUCAGUCCCUACAACGGCGGGUCGCUGGGCCAGGACGAGCGAGCCGACGCCUACGCCCAGCUGGAGCUCCGGACCCUGGAGCAGUCCCUCCUGGCCACCUGCGUGGGGAGCAUCUCCGAGCUGAGUGACCUGGUUUCCCGAGCCAUGCACCACAUGCAGGGGCGCCACCCGCUGUGCCCCGGCUCCAGUCCCGCCCGGCAGGCCCGCCAGCCACCCCAGCCCAUCACCUGGUCCCCCGACGCCCUCCACACGCUCUACUACUUCCUGCGCUGCCCACAGAUGGAGUCCAUGGAGAACCCCAACCUGGACCCCCCACGAAUGGCCCUGAACAAUGAGCGGCCCUUCAUGCUGCUGCCCCCGCUGAUGGAGUGGAUGCGCGUGGCCAUCACCUACGCGGAGCACCGCCGCAGCCUCACCGUGGACAGCGGCGACAUCCGGCAGGCGGCCCGGCUGCUGCUGCCCGGCCUGGACUGCGAGCCCCGGCAGCUCAAGCCCGAAUGCUGUUUCAGCUCCUUCCGGAGGCUGGACGCCCGAGCGGCCACUGAGAAGUUCAGCCAGGACCUGGGUUUCCGCAUGCUCAACUGCGGCCGGACGGACCUCAUCAGCCAGGCCAUCGAGGCCCUGGGCCCGGACGGGGUGAACACCAUGGACGACCAGGGUAUGACGCCACUGAUGUACGCCUGUGCCGCCGGGGACGAAGCGAUGGUCCAGAUGCUGAUUGAUGCCGGAGCGAACCUGGACAUCCAGGUCCCAAGCAGCUCUCCCAGGCACCCCUCUGUUCACCCCGACAGCCGGCACUGGACCUCGCUGACCUUCGCUGUGCUGCACGGCCACAUCUCUGUGGUCCAGCUGCUGCUGGAUGCCGGCGCCCACGUGGAGGGCUCAGCCGUGAACAGCGGCGAGGACAGCUACGCGGAGACCCCCCUGCAGCUCGCCUCUGCGGCAGGGAACUACGAGCUGGUCAGCCUGCUGCUCAGCCGGGGUGCUGACCCCCUCCUCAGCAUGCUCGAGGCCAACGGCAUGGCCUCCUCGCUCCACGAGGAUAUGAACUGCUUCAGCCACUCAGCCGCCCACGGCCACAGGAACGUCCUGCGGAAGCUCCUGACGCAGCCGCAGCAGGCCAAAGCGGACGUGCUGUCCCUGGAAGAGAUCCUGGCCGAGGGCGUGGAGGAGAGCGACGCGUCCAGCCAGGGCAGCGGCAGCGAGGGGCCUGUGCGGCUGAGCCGGACCCGCACGAAGGCCCUGCAGGAGGCCAUGUACUACAGCGCCGAACACGGCUACGUGGACAUCACCAUGGAGCUCAGGGCGCUGGGCGUCCCCUGGAAGCUGCACGUCUGGAUCGAGUCCCUGAGGACCUCCUUCUCCCAGUCGCGGUACUCGGUGGUGCAGAGCCUCCUGCGGGACUUCGGCUCCAUCAAGGAGGACGAGUACAAUGAGGAGCUGGUGACCGAGGGCUUGCAGCUCAUGUUCAACAUCCUCAAGGCCAGCAAGAACGACUCCGUCAUCCAGCAGCUGGCGGCCAUCUUCACCCACUGUUACGGCAGCAGCCCCAUCCCCAGCAUCCCCGAGAUCCGGAAGACCCUGCCGGCCAGACUAGAUCCUCACUUUCUGAACAACAAGGAGAUGUCGGACGUGACCUUCCUAGUGGAAGGAAAGCUGUUUUAUGCGCACAAAGUCCUGCUGGUGACCGCUUCUAACAGGUUCAAGACGCUGAUGACCAAUAAAUCCGAACAAGACGGUGACAACAGCAAGACCAUCGAGAUCGGUGACAUGAAGUACCACAUUUUUCAGCUGAUGAUGCAGUAUCUGUACCACGGCGGGACGGAGUCCAUGAACAUCCCCACCGCCGACAUCCUGGAGCUGCUGUCGGCGGCCAGCCUGUUCCAGCUGGAUGCCCUGCAGAGGCACUGCGAGAUCCUGUGCUCCCAGACCCUCAGCGUGGAGAGCGCCGUGAGCACCUACAAGUACGCCAAGAUCCACAACGCCCCAGAGCUGGCCCUGUUCUGUGAGGGCUUCUUCCUCAAGCACAUGAAGGCGCUGCUCGAGCAGGACUCCUUCCGGCAGCUCAUCUACGGCCGCAGCAGCAAAGUGCAGGGCCUGGACCCGCUGCAGGACCUGCAGAGCACCCUGGCCGAGCGCGUGCACUCCGUCUACAUCACCUCCCGGGUGUGAGGUGGUGCGGGACGGCUGCUGAGCGUGCCCAGCCCACUCUGGGCUAGGGCUCUGCCUCCGGUUAGCCCGGGGCUGAGAAAGGCUGGGAACAAGUGCUGCUGGGGAUGUCUACACAGCCGGGGCCUGUGGACAUACCAGGGCCCUGCUGGGUGGGGGCUGGUUCUAGGACCUCCUGGCGCCAGGCACACGGGGCUCAGUUUCUCCCUUUCCCCUGACACCCUCUGGUGUCAGCCUGUCCUUGGGCAUCCAGGUGUGCCCACCUGUCACCUGGCAGUCCCACCCUCCACCACUUUGUCCUGGAGCUGUUCACGCAACCAUUCUCGGGCCAAGGGCAGCUGUGGCCAGAAGGUGGCCCUGCCCUCCCCCCACAGCCUUUGCACCACUGUGCACUCACCCUAGUGCGUCCCUCUGCCCUCCCGGAGUCAGCAGCGGGUCCCAAUUCACCGCUGCUCCAACCAGCUCCUGGCCAUGUCCCCCAGCUGUGACCACCCCCACUGCCCUGGCCUCAGCAAACCCAGAGGGUCCCCCGGGGGGCUCAUGGGCCCCCUAUGAAUGUAAAGAACGUGCCCUCUCUCUGCCCCCGCCCCAGGCCAUUUCUCCCCAAAGCUGGUGUUUUUCCUCAAUGUCAUGUCAGGAAGGCCACCCAGAUCUCUGACCUUACUCCUCGAAGCCGUGCCUUUGGCAGGCUUGCUCUGGCCUCCGGGCAGGGGGACCCCUGUACAGAGGGGCACCUCGAGCUCCAUCUGCCUUGGUAUCUGGGCCUACAGAGGGCCUCGCUGGGGGACCGGCAGCCUGCUCAGUUCGGGGUAGAAGCAGUGCCCCAGCCGACGCCUGCAGAGCUUUCCGGCUGAGCCACAGGUGGCAGGGGUGCGUGGAGGAGCCUGGUGGCCUCGGCUUUGGUGCUGCUACGGGGUUGAGGGGCCGAUUCUGAUACCCCAGGCCUGCAGUCCGGCUGCCUCUCAAGCGUAGGGAGCAGAGCCCUCACUGUGCCCCCAGCAAACCUGUCACGACAGAGUCUUCUCAUGUGGACUGGAGAGCAGGGCGCACACUUGUCACUGGGAGCUGCGGGUCUCGGGGAGCCGAGGGGCAGGGCCGUGGUGGAAGGGAAGGGCCUCCUGCUUCCCUGCUCCUGCCGGCCAACCUCUGCCCGCUCCGGGCUUUCCUGGGGUGGAGACGCAGCAGUGGGCCUGGACACUUGUCAUAUUUAUGGACCAGACACUGGGCAAGCAUUCCGGACAGCUUCCUCUGGGUGUAGCCUUCUUGAGCUGUCUGGCCGCACCUUAGAAACUAUUUAUUCACCAAAAGCCCCAGGCACUUCAGGCAGUGUCCCUUCAGUCACCUUGAAAAGCCCCUGGGGGCUUGCAAUCCUGGAAAAUAUUUUCGACUAGCUGCUUGAGCUGGAUGUACAAAGGAAGAGGCGUUAUUUUAUUGCUGUAAUAUUGUAUGAUACUGUAACUAUGCAUUAAUGUUGUCACUUACUGUAAAUGUACUAUGAUUUUAUUAACAAUAAACACUUGUUAAC
This is a messenger RNA of Phyllostomus discolor (pale spear-nosed bat), 5018 nucleotides long. It is a transcript of the gene ABTB2, whose product is annotated as ankyrin repeat and BTB domain containing 2. NCBI's taxonomy places the organism in Eukaryota, Metazoa, Chordata, Mammalia, Chiroptera, Phyllostomidae. Gene Ontology annotation, molecular function: protein heterodimerization activity. The transcript has 17 exons. The coding region runs from base 419 to 3496 and encodes 1025 amino acids. The record is from RefSeq and is a predicted model, not a curated record.